AUGGUGACUGCCGGGCGCACACAGCCUCCGGGAGCCGCGCUCUCGCUCUCGCCUCCGCCCGGCCAGGCACGGCCGCCCGCUCUCCGUCCCUUGGCGACGCGAAGGGGCCGCUCGCGUCGCCCCGCAGCCCUCCUUAUAUCCCCCGCCCAGUCUCUCGCGAGAGGAGGAGGGACCCUGGGGCCGUGCGCGCCGUGCGCAUUGGCUGGGCAGGUGCCUGGACACCCCCUCGCCGUCCCCCUCCUCGGCAGAGGGCAACCGGGGCGAAGGCGCUUCCGGGAGGCAGGGGUGGGCCGGGGGCUGUGCCUUCGGCUUGGGACGUUUAAAGGGCAAAUUCAUGUUAUCUGUCCCGGCGAGCGGAGGGAACACCGUGUCUCCGCAGCAUGUGGGCCGCUCACCCCUCCUUACUUUCUCCAAGACUCCAACAAGCAUGUUCGGUAUUUUAUGGCGCAAAACCCGGACCUCCGUGCGUCGGCAGGCGCCCCAGGCGCAGUCCCCCACCCGGGCCACCGACCCCGCUGCGCCACCGCUGCGCCCUGCGGCGCCUCCGGGGGUAGCUCGGGCCCUGCGGCGGCACACACUCCCCGGGGCGCGGCGGCGGUCGGUCUCCUCCGCUCAGCCCCGCGCCGCCCGCGUUCGAGAGCUCUUCCCUCGGCUUCCGGAGACGCGCCGCGGGGAGGCCCUGCCGCGUGCCGGGACACAAGUCUCCGGGGACAGCGGCCCAGGCUGCGCGGCUGCGGUGGCGCAGACGAGGGCCCUGGACUCGGGGCGGCGGCGGUCGAGGGCAGGCCGGCAGGGGCGCCGGCUCUGAUCAGAGCCCUCUGCAUUCUCGGUGCCCCCUUCUCAAGCCGCAGCACCCCCAAACCGCCGCCGCGGCAACCCCGAAAGCGGGGCGCGGCCUCGCGCGGGUCCUCCCGGCCGCCGGGUGGGACCGGGCGCGCCCCCUUCCCGCCGGGGACGGUCGCCCUCCGGCUCCGCGGGGAGAGACGACGUCCCGGGAGAGCCCUCCCGGCGCCUCACCCGCCCCAGAGGCGCCUUCGUUCGCUUUGUGAGUCCGCCGCUCCGAAGGCCUCCCGCCUCCCGCAGACUGAGUUCAGCGACCGCUUCGCGUGGCUGCCCGGACUCCGCCCUCGGCCUGGGUGGGCGCGUUCGGUUCUCCCGGCCGAGCCGAGAUUCUUUAAUGCUUACAGAGAUGUGCUUCUCAUGGUGUUAUCUCAAUUUCUGAGGAGAUAGAUCAGUCCCAAGGAGCAUCAACAGCCCCUGCACAGGCUGAAACUCCAAGACUAGAUCAUGAUAAGUUUCGACGAGUUCUACACAGCAGCUCAGGAACCCAUUCCUUCAGAAAUUCCUACCUGGUUUGACCCAGAAGGCAGGGGGCGCUGAUGACACCCUCACAGGUCCAUACUGACCUCAAAGGAAAGCCCUCAAAAGGUGGACACUUCUCUCUGCUCUUGGCCUGAUGAACAAAUCAGUGCAUGCCUCUAACCCAUGCAUGCAAGCAAACUAAAAAUGUCCAAGAGCUCAUAUCAGAAUUUAUAUGGUUAAUUGUUUUACCGGAGACAUUUGUUUUGGACGUGCAUGAUUUUAUUGGUUAUUUCUUCUCUCUUUCACAUUAACAACCUAAAUAAUACAGUUCAAAGGACCAAGACCCUGGGAGUCUAUAUAGAGGUAUCUGUAGUGGAAUGUAUUUCACAUUUUAACCAACCCAUUGUUCCUUU
Panthera uncia (snow leopard) is the source of this 1715-nucleotide messenger RNA. Its product is annotated as collagen alpha-2(I) chain-like. The record is from RefSeq and is a predicted model, not a curated record. The transcript has 5 exons. The coding region runs from base 1 to 1230 and encodes 409 amino acids. NCBI's taxonomy places the organism in Eukaryota, Metazoa, Chordata, Mammalia, Carnivora, Felidae.